AUCAUAAGUACUCACUACAUCCUACGAGUACAACCUGUUUCAGCCCCCCACCCCGUCUCCCUGCAUUCCUUCUUCUUGAUGCCUUCCCAUAUCUCGAGACCCUUCGUUUGUUUGUCUGUUGUCACAAUCCUUGGUUAGACCCUUGACUCCAAUGCAACCCUGAGCCUUCGUGGCUGUCCUGCGACAUCCAAGGAGCGGUGGAUAACAAUCUGCAUUGAACACCUCUACCUCACCUAUCCUCUACGGAUUACCCGGUUUCCUUCCUUUGCAACCAUGGUACACAUUUCACUUCCACGAGGUCUCAGCAGCCUGGGCAAAAACAAGGACAACCAUGCGUCUGGAAACGGCAAUGGGCAUCACCGACCAGAACCUACGAGAGACGGCGGCAACUACAACAACACAUAUCCAACAUCUGAGCAGAAGCCGUUGAUCCUGAAAGUAUAUGUCAUCAAGGCGAGAAAUCUAGCAGCCAAAGACAAGUCGGGCACCUCGGACCCUUAUCUUGUCGUUACCCUUGGGAAUGCCAGACAGUCUACGCCUUCGAUCAGCAAGAACCUCAAUCCGGAAUGGAAGAUUUGUUUCGAUAUGCCACUUACUGGCGUUCCACUCCUCGAAUGCAUAUGUUGGGACAAAGAUCGCUUUGGAAAAGAUUACAUGGGCGAGUUCGACAUUGCAAUCGAGGAUAUUUUCGCCAAUGGCAAAAUACAGCAAGAGCCCAAAUGGUACAAGCUCAAGUCUAGAAGAGCUGUGAGCAAGAAACAAAGUACAGUCUCUGGCGAGGUCUUGAUGCAAUUCUCCAUCGUGGAUUCGGCAAAUCCCUCUGCAAGUCCAGAAGAGAUACAGAAGAAAUUUCGAGCUUAUAUCGGGUCUGAGGAGGAAGACGAUGAAUUGUCUCGUGUCUCGACUAAUGUUGAAGGGGGUGAUGAGGACGCCGAUGACCUUGAUGAUGAUGAUGUCGACGAAUCCGUCACAGAGACAGAAACAGGUCAGAAGGGAGGCAUAGCAGAGAAGAAGGAGAAGAAGAAAAGACUUGCCCGACUCCGCCGCAAAUCUAUUGCUGCAAGAGCCUACAACUUCCUCGGCGCCGACAACGAUGUCAACGGUAUUAUAUUCAUGGAAAUUGUCAAGAUCAAUGACCUGCCACCAGAGCGCAAUAUGACAAGGACUUCUUUCGACAUGGAUCCCUUCGUCGUUACUGCACUCGGCCGAAGGAUUUUGAGGACCAAAGUGGUCCGACACAAUCUCAAUCCCGUAUAUAAUGAGAAGAUGGUCUUCCAGAUCAUGAAACAUGAGACUGGAUACUCUUUAACCUUCACUGUCAUUGACCGGGACAAGCUGUCAGGAAACGAUUUUGUGGCUUCCACCUCAUUCCCGAUUCAGAAAAUCAUCGAGUCAGGCCCCGAAGAAGAUCCAGAAACUGGCCUCUAUGAUCUGCCUGAUCCUCCAGAGUACUCACCAGCAAUGGCACUAAAAGAAAAUGGAAAAGGGAGGUUUCGUCUGCCACUGUCUCGCACUUCGUCGAACAGCAGUCUUUCGAAGUUGGCUCGGCCUGGUUUUAAAAGAGAUGACUCGUCAGCCUCCUUGGCAUCAUCUUUGUCAACUGCGACCAGCAACGAAACAACGCGUCCACAAGCGCCUACCAGCAUGCCCUCGGAUAACAAUGGCAGCACUCUGAAAGUUCCCGGAAUCGUUGAUGUCCCAAGUCCCCAACCGGCAGAUGAUCCUACCAUGAAAUCUUACGUUCUUCCUUUGGAACUCAGAAACAAAGAGCAAUGGGAAGACAAGCACCGUCCCGAGUUACACAUUCGUGGCCGAUAUCUGCCGUACAAGGCGUUGAGACAACAAUUCUGGAGAGCCAUGUUCAAGCAAUACGACGCUGACGACAGUAAGCGCAUCAGUAAACUUGAGUUUACUACUAUGCUAGACACUCUGGGAUCUACCUUGAAAGAAUCGACCAUUGACGGCUUCUUUGCUAGAUUUGCCACAGAGAAUGAAGACACUGGCGAAGCUGACCUGACUUUUGACCAAGCGGUCAUGUGUCUCGAGGAACAGUUGCAGAAAGGAAGCGAAAAGAAGACUACAACAGAGAAGAUCAAAGCCGUUGUAGCACCUUCAAAAUCCCAAGCACCGCAAGAGGAUCCCAAUGUUGUAAAAGGCGAAGUGCUCCCAGGCGGCGUUCCAGCAAUUGAGCAAAAGGAUACCGGCGCCGCUGGUGAAGAGGGAAAGCUGCUCGAUGACGACCUCGGAGAUCUCGGAGACCAUGAAGAACACGUAAUUGAGAUUCGCGAAUGCCCUAUUUGCCAUCAGCCAAAACUCAACAAACGUACCGAAGCCGACAUCAUUACUCAUAUUGCCACCUGUGCUAGCUCUGACUGGAGGCAGGUCAACAACUUGGUGAUGGGCGGUUUCGUAACACAAAGCCAAGCACAACGCAAGUGGUACUCGAAAGUCAUCACCAAAAUCAGCUAUGGCGGGUACAAGCUUGGCGCUAACAGCGCGAACAUUUUGGUCCAAGACAGAAUCACCGGUCAGAUCAACGAGGAACGGAUGUCUGUAUAUGUGCGUAUCGGUAUCCGAUUGCUGUACAAGGCUCUGGGCUCCCGAGAAAUGGAGAAGAGACGAAUCAAGAAGAUGCUGAGAUCGCUGUCGAUCAAGCAGGGCAAGAAGUAUGAUGACCCUGCGUCGACAGCUCAAAUCGAAGGCUUCAUCGAGUUCCACCGUCUUGAUAUGUCUGAGGUGCUCUUACCCACAGAUCAAUUCAAGAACUUCAACGAAUUCUUCUACCGGGCAUUGAAACCCGAAGCUCGACCAUGUAGUGCGCCAGACCGACCUGAGAUUAUCGUAUCUCCAGCGGACUGUCGUACUGUGGUAUUUAACAACAUCGAUGACGCCACCAAGAUCUGGGUUAAGGGCAGGGAUUACAGCCUCGAAAAGCUGUUCGGCGAUGCUUACCCGCUCGAAGCGAAACGAUACAAGGGCGGCAGCAUGGGUAUUUUCCGACUGGCUCCUCAAGAUUAUCAUCGCUUUCAUGUACCUGUUGACGGUACCCUUGGGACGCCCAAGGCCAUCGAAGGUGAAUAUUACACCGUGAACCCCAUGGCUAUCAGAUCAGCUCUGGACGUGUACGGUGAAAAUGUUCGUGUGUUGGUACCUAUCGACUCUGUCUGCCACGGUCGAGUCAUGUUCGUUUGUAUUGGUGCUAUGAUGGUCGGUUCAACAAUCAUCACGCGCAAGCCUGGCGAUCGAGUCAAACGAGCUGAAGAACUUGGUUACUUCAAGUUUGGUGGCAGCACUGUUCUCCUCUUCUUCGAACCUGGGAAAAUGGUCUAUGACCAGGAUCUCGUAGACAACAGUAUGGGAGCUCUGGAAACAUUGGUUCGAGUGGGCAUGUCAAUUGGUCACUCACCACAUGUCGAGUCAUAUAAGCCGGAUAUGAAGAAAGACGAGAGCAAUAUCACUGCAGAAGACAGAGAGGACGCCAAACGUCGGAUCGAAGGGAGCUUGGCCCCAAACAAUGAGAGCGCCGGGUUGCUUUCUGGAACAGCGGCAACCGUAGGUGGCGCAAUGGGCUUCGAGCAAGCACACAUCCAGUAAUGAGCUAUGAUACCAGGUAGGGUAUGAUGAUAAAAAGUGGACUUACAUAGUCGGGUUAGCAAGCAAAUCGAAUGCAGUGCAUGCGUGAGCACACAACGCCGGUGUCUGAGAAAGCGGCACUGUCUAAACUGUACUAUGCAACACCAGCGCCAAUGUUUCGCUGGUCUCAGAGCAAGUCGAGUGAUAUGCUGCCAAUGUGAUAGAGCAGUCGUCUCCUGUUUUGGAGACUUGGUUUCCGGAUGAGCC
Exophiala xenobiotica is the source of this 3840-nucleotide messenger RNA. Its product is annotated as phosphatidylserine decarboxylase. Bases 274 to 3594 code for a protein of 1106 amino acids. Gene Ontology annotation, biological process: phospholipid biosynthetic process. Lineage: Eukaryota; Fungi; Ascomycota; Eurotiomycetes; Chaetothyriales; Herpotrichiellaceae. The transcript has 4 exons. Gene Ontology annotation, molecular function: phosphatidylserine decarboxylase activity; calcium ion binding. The record is from RefSeq and is a predicted model, not a curated record.